AUGUUGAGGCUGGCAACAGUUUGCUCUUUCUUUAUCUCUGUGGUGAUUUGUCUUGAGAGCUAUUCUGAGAGCUUGGAUAUCACCCAUUUACCCGGUAACAAGGUAAACACGGCAUUCAGUUUUACCAGCGUAUCAGACAGCGUGAACAAGCAACAUUUUGAUGUGCUCCCUCGACCUCUUGUGUCUAUACUCCUCAACUAUCAGAUAGAAGAGCUCCAUCUUACUCUUACUCAGGGACUCUGGAGAGAUAAUCUGUGGGGCUACUCCCCCCACUCUGCGCCCCCCGGAGGACAGUUCCAUGUCUGGUUCGGAGGACAGUUAGCUGACAUUGACGAGAGGUGGAUCAACGUCCGUAACUCAAUAUCUGGUAUAACCUGCGCCUCCCUCGGUGCACUGUCAUCAGAAGAUACCAUCUCUCCUAAGCUAUCUCUCAAACCGGCUGGUCUGACUUCUACCAAGGGAGAUAACCGUUACAUGAGGUACGGUGUGUCCCCGUUUGAGGUGGUAUGUACGGAGAACCUGACCCCCUGGCUCAAACUCCUACCUUGUGGUAGCUCUGCUGGUCUGGCAUCUCUACUGGACGCCAGCAAGCUCUACGAUACUACUUAUCACUCGCUAGCAAUCCAUGUUCGACGAGUGAACUGUGAGGGAUGUUCGAGUCCUGGGUGGGAGAUAAAGUUGACCCUGUCUUUGGUAUUCUCUCCUGUCAGCUGUCAGGGAGGAAGGAUUGGAGUUUCAGGACCAUGCUGGGGAGAACUCUUGUUAAGUCAUGUCCAGUCUCUUACGAAACUAAGAAUUAACAACGUCAAUAUAAAAUCGUUGGAGCCAAUUGAUGCUCUAGAAAUAACACCCCCUGAAUACACGACAGUAUCGGACAAUGAGAUAUCAUUUGACGCACACAACAUCACCACUGUCAAGAUCCUUAAUGUCUAUCUUCGUUUUAAAAACAAAGAAAUAUCCACUGGUCUGGAGGAGAAUCCGGCCCUCCUGGCCCACACCUACAUAUCACGUGUCAGCAGCAGCAGCUCCGGACAUCUUGUUUCUGUUUUUACCAACUCUAAAGAUCACGACAUAAAGAUUCUGUACCUUCAGUCCAUUCCAUGGUAUCUACGAGCGUACGUCCACACAAUGAAAUUGGAACAAAUUCUACCUGCCAGCAAGCAGCUGAGUUUUGAGGAUUUGUCAUUGACUCUAGCCAAGGACAGGAGUCACCCUUAUACUUUUGAGACGAUAUUAACAGUGCCAGCUGGAUCAACUACUAAAUUUAGUAUUCAGUUUGACCCGUUGAUGUUGCGUUGGAAUGAAUACCCACCAGAUGCACAUCAUGGCAGAAGUAUUCCCAGUGGAAUCAUAACCUUUAAAAAUGAUGGACAGGUGGUUCGUUUAUACACGGAGUCUCCGCUAGUUUACCUGCCUACCCCUGAUUUCAGCAUGCCCUUCAACGUCCUCUGUCUCGUUAGCACCGUCAUUGCAAUCGUAUACGGUUCGAUCUUUAGUCUGACUACGAAAGAUCUGGUGUGUAUAAAGGAAACAGAGGUUAAGAAGGGACUGCUUCUCCAGUUGGUAACCGGUAUUAGGGGUUUAUUUAAAAAAGAAGGAUCUUUUAAGGAGACAAGCGAAACAGAACCAGAAGUUAACAAAGUUUCAGAAGAGAAAGAUUCUAAUAGUAUAGAGGACUGUAGUAAAAUUGAGGACGAGAAAUAAUUUCAAUAUGUACAUUUUAGUUUAUAUUAAUGUGAUUGAUAUUAAUUUUGGCUCUAUUUUUCAUAUUCAAAAGGUCAAGUCAUGUUUGGAGA
Bolinopsis microptera is the source of this 1796-nucleotide messenger RNA. Its product is annotated as GPI transamidase component PIG-T-like. The transcript is spliced from 13 exons. Gene Ontology annotation, cellular component: GPI-anchor transamidase complex. Bases 1 to 1704 code for a protein of 567 amino acids. Gene Ontology annotation, biological process: attachment of GPI anchor to protein. Lineage: Eukaryota; Metazoa; Ctenophora; Tentaculata; Lobata; Bolinopsidae. The record is from RefSeq and is a predicted model, not a curated record.